Messenger RNA from Plectropomus leopardus (leopard coralgrouper), 1566 nucleotides. RefSeq names its product 5,6-dihydroxyindole-2-carboxylic acid oxidase-like. The record is from RefSeq and is a predicted model, not a curated record. Gene Ontology annotation, molecular function: oxidoreductase activity. NCBI's taxonomy places the organism in Eukaryota, Metazoa, Chordata, Actinopteri, Perciformes, Serranidae. Gene Ontology annotation, cellular component: melanosome. Gene Ontology annotation, biological process: melanocyte differentiation; melanosome organization.
AUGUGGCGGUGCUGUUUUUUGGUGCUUGUGGGCACGGUGGCCGUGAGCGCCCAGUUCCCCAGAGAGUGUGUAACACCCGAAGGACUCAGAAGCGGACAGUGCUGUCCGUCGCCCCCUGGACUCAAUAACGACCCGUGCGGCGCGAGCACGGGCCGCGGACAGUGUGUGUCCAUCACGGUGGACGCGCGCCGGCACGGACCUCAGUACCCGCACGACGGACGGGAUGAUCGGGAGCGAUGGCCGGUCCGUUACUUCAAUCGCACUUGUCAGUGUAACGGAAACUUCAGCGGGUAUAACUGCGGCCGCUGCAGACACGGAUGGACGGGGCCCAACUGUGACCAGCAAAUUUCUGUGGUAAGAAGAAACGUGAUGCUGCUCAGCGCCGAGGAGAAGCGUGCGUUCGUGAACGCGCUGGACCAGGCCAAGCGCACGGUGCACCCUGACCUGGUGAUCGCCACGCGGCGCUACCCGGAGAUCUUCGGGCCCGACGGGAACACCGUGCAGUUUGAGAACAUCACCAUCUACAAUUACUUCGUGUGGACGCACUACUACUCGGUCAGCAAGACAUUCCUGGGCGCGGGACAGGCCAGCUUCGGGGGAGUAGACUUCUCACACGAGGGGCCCGGUUUUGUCACGUGGCACAGGUUCCACCUGUUGCAGUUGGAAAGAGACAUGCAGGACAUGCUGCAAGACCCCUCGUUCGCCCUGCCGUACUGGAACUUUGCCAUAGGUGGGAGCACAUGUGACAUCUGCACAGAUGACCUGAUGGGAGCCCGCAGCAGCUUUGACAUGAAUUCCCUGAGCACCAACUCUAUCUUCUCCCAGUGGAGGGUCAUAUGUGAGAGUGUGGAGGACUAUGACACACUGGGAACCAUCUGCAACAGCACAGAGACUUCUCCCAUCAGAAGGAACCCAGCAGGAAAUGUCAACAGGCCAAUGGUCCAGCGUCUCCCAGAACCCCAGGAUGUAGCGGACUGUCUGCAGGUUAACACUUUCGACACACCACCCUACUACUCCACCUCCUCUGAGAGCUUCAGAAACACAAUAGAAGGUUACAGUGCCCCCCAGGGGAACUAUGACCCUGUGGUGAGGAGCCUCCACAACCUCGCCCAUCUGUUCCUGAAUGGGACAGGAGGACAGACUCACCUCUCACCCAAUGACCCCAUCUUCGUCCUUCUCCACACCUACACUGAUGCUAUAUUUGAUGAAUGGUUGAGGAGACACAGUCCAGAUUCAUCUCUGUAUCCUGAAGAAAAUGCCCCCAUUGGUCACAACAGGGGCUACAACAUGGUGCCUUUCUGGCCUCCAGUGACUAACGCUGAAAUGUUUGUGACUGCACCUGAAAAUCUUGGCUACUCUUACGAAGCUGAAUGGCCAGGUCAACCUUUCACUAUGACUGAAAUCAUCACCAUGGCAAUAGUUGCUGCCCUUGUUGUUGUUGCAGUCAUUUUUGCCGCCACCACAUGUGCGGUGCGUGCCAGGUCUUACAAGAUGGAAGGCCACCAGCCUCUGCUUGGGGAUCAGUACCAGCGCUAUGAUGCUGACAAAAGCCAAUCUGUCGUCUAA